UAUCCGCGGGAAAUUUGAUCACGAGACUUUGAAUGAAUUGACUGUGAACGCUGUAGAAGUUGAUUUAUUUAAUUGCUGCAAAUUUGUUUUUCUACUUUUUAACCAUUUAAGAUUCUACGUCUUAUUUUUAGCAAUGAAAGAGACUAGUAUGAACAAAUUUUUCACGAUUGCGAAAAGCAACAACGAUUUAUCGGUUAAAUAAGGUACAAAAGUGUCAAAAGUGAUAUAGUGAAGUUCGCGAUAGGUUAGGAAUACUGUUAAGACGUCAAAAUGGGAGGAUGUUGUAUAUUAUACUGCAGAAAUUCGACAGAAAAAGGAUUUUCGAUGAAAUCUUUUCCGGUAAGUCCAGAAAAACGAGAAUUGUGGUUGAAAAUGAUUGACAGACCGGAUUGGGACCCAGGUUUGAAAAGCAGAAUUUGUGAGGCUCACUUUACUUCGGAAAUGUGGGAAAAAACGGAAAGUGGGACAAAAUUAAGUCAAGACGCAGUGCCGACUAUUUUUCCUAAGCCGCCGACCAGGCCGAAAAACGCAGAGAAAAAAAUAAUUAGGAGGAGAAGGAAUAAGGUCUCUGUUUUAUCUGAUCAUGCUUACGUUAAUAAACCAGCUCAAGUGGAGGUUCGAUUACCGAAUCUUCCAAGAGUUGUUUUGGCAUUAAACGCUGAAGAAGCAGUACAGAUGAAAAAGGGCCCUGAACCGAAAUCUAUACUUCAAAAAAAUGUUCAACUCAAGAUUGCAGAGGAAGCUCUGUUUGAACUUAAAAAUAAACUAAAAUUAGUAAGCAUACGAAUAGUUCCCUCUUGCUCAGAAGAGCCAACCAAAAAGAUUGACGCUCAAGAAAAAAAUACCCCCGAGCUUCCCAAAAUUCUGGAAUUAAACGCAAAUGUGGCAACGCAACUGCAAAGGAUUUGCGAGGCGAAAUCUAAUCCUCAAAAAAAUAUACAACCCAAGAAUGCAGAUGGAAAUCCUAUUGAAUCGGUACAAAAUGAACUAAAAUUAGUAAAUGGAUCAAUGUUUCCUCCUUGCUCAGGAGAACAAACCAAAAAACUGAUUGACACUCAGGAAAAAAAGAUCAAGCUUCCAAAAGUUGUUCUGAAAUUAAAUGCCAAUCAAGAUAUACAAAUUCAAAGGAUUCGUGAGCCGGAAUCUCUUCUUCAACAAAAUUUCGAACCCAAGGUUCCAGAUGGAAUUCCGAUUGAAUCGAUACAAGAAGAAUUUAAAUUAGUUAACAGGCCAAUAUUUCCUCCUAUGACAGAGGAACAAAUGAAGAAACGUAUUGAUUCCCAGGGAAAGAAGAUCCUUCAGCUUAAGAAGAAAUUAACAAAACUCAGAUUCGCGGAUAGAAAACUAAAUCGUCAAAAUAGUCUCUACCAAACCAUCGUACGAAGUUUAUUUUCGGAAGAUCAAAUUGAAUUGCUUAUGUCUAAACAAAUGAGUGAGAAAUAUGCAAGAUCUAAAAAAUGGUCCGUUUCUACAAUUGAAAAAGCAAACAACUUUAAAUCAAUUGCUGGAAAUGUGGGAUACCUUGAAUUGUUGAAACUCGGGUACCCUUUUCCAUCUCUUAGAACUUUGAAUAGGGAAAAAUCGAAACUUAGUAAAUGGCAAAAAAGUUCGAGUCCGACUUCAGGCGAUAUUUCAAGAAAUGUUUCAAAGAAUCUUUCGAAAAAUGUUGCAAAAAGGAAGGUUACAGUUCCCAAGAAAAUUAACGGUGAACUAAUUAUUGAUGGAAAAAAUCCAGACGCAGAAAAGGAGAGUCAAGAAAAGAGAUCGAAGACUGAAGUUGAAUCUUAGUUCAGAAAACUAUUUUUUAAGAUGUAUAAAUUGUUUGAAUGUAAAUAUGUCGAGUUAAUCAAACGUAUUCCUUUUGUAAAUAAUUUAAAGUAAUUUAUUUUCUUUCCAAAUUAAAGUACUAUUUUGCUUUUUUU
Belonocnema kinseyi is the source of this 1922-nucleotide messenger RNA. Its product is annotated as THAP domain-containing protein 5-like. The record is from RefSeq and is a predicted model, not a curated record. The coding region runs from base 271 to 1788 and encodes 505 amino acids. The transcript is spliced from 7 exons. Gene Ontology annotation, molecular function: sequence-specific DNA binding. Lineage: Eukaryota; Metazoa; Arthropoda; Insecta; Hymenoptera; Cynipidae.